Homo sapiens (human) is the source of this 3316-nucleotide messenger RNA. It is a transcript of the gene CLEC4F, whose product is annotated as C-type lectin domain family 4 member F. Gene Ontology annotation, cellular component: membrane. The record is from RefSeq and is a predicted model, not a curated record. The transcript is spliced from 7 exons. Lineage: Eukaryota; Metazoa; Chordata; Mammalia; Primates; Hominidae. The coding region runs from base 589 to 2688 and encodes 699 amino acids.
CAGGCAUGAGCCACCGUGCCUGGCCAGUUCUUGUAUUAAUGCCCAUUUGUUUUUGUCUGGCCAGAGAACAGAAAGCCUCUCAGUGAAGACAUAGCAACCCCCUGGUUUUUCUGCCCUGCUGGUAGAUGGUGUUCCUGUGGGAAAUAGAAGAGCUAGGGCCCGGAGGGUGGGUGGGGAGGCCAGGGAAGAACUAUGCCCCUCUCCUGGCCCAGACUCUGACCUUCCAGUUGGGCAAGGGAUCCGUAGAGUUCUGCCUUCGAGGUUCCCUCAGCUCUCAGGCCUCAGGAGGAAAUAGGUCCUGAGUAGGUCCAGCCUGGGCCCUUCCUGUGUAUGGGGAAACAGAAACCAAGACAAGCCCUUUCUUUUCAGCCACCAGCCCUGGGUGUCUGAUGGGCCUCUAGGGAGGCACCUCCAGCAGCUUCCAUCCCAUUCUAUGUGGCGGUGAAGGAGUCUGGCAGACACCACUGGGAUCUCAGGCAGCGCUGUUGAUAGUCCAGAAAUAGGUGCCUUCACCCUUCAUUCCUGCUGUGCCCUCCUCUCUAAGGAGCCAGUGGCUGGGAGCAGUGCUGGAGGAUCAAGGAAGCAGAGAUGGACGGUGAGGCAGUCCGCUUCUGCACAGAUAACCAGUGUGUCUCCCUGCACCCCCAAGAGGUGGACUCUGUGGCAAUGGCUCCUGCAGCCCCCAAGAUACCGAGGCUCGUUCAGGCUACCCCGGCAUUUAUGGCUGUGACCUUGGUCUUCUCUCUUGUGACUCUCUUUGUAGUGGGUAAGCCCCCAGGUGACCCAAAUCUCACUAACUUUCUCUCCUUUCAGCACAAAGUCCCCAGGGGCCCCAGAUGCACACUCUCUGGGCCUCUCUGCUCCCAGAAAGAUCAUUCCACCUCCAGCUCCAGGCCCAAGCCACAGCUUCCCUGGGAACAGAUAAAGGCCACUGUCCAAGGGGGAGCCUCCCAAGAACUGAGGUUCAUGAGGGAAACCCUGGGAGGGUCUUUGCUGCUAUCUCCCCGGUUCUGGAACUCUACCUCUGUGUGGGACAGCGUAUCCUCCCAGGCUCAGGGCUGGGGAUUUGCUGACCUGGAAAAAUGGAAUGUCUCAGUUCAACAGCAGACAAGACCUGUUCCGAAGCCUGUGCAAGCCGUAAUUCUGGGAGACAACAUUACUGGGCAUUUACCUUUUGAACCCAACAAUCAUCACCACUUUGGCAGGGAGGCAGAAAUGCGAGAGCUUAUCCAGACAUUUAAAGGCCACAUGGAGAAUUCCAGUGCCUGGGUAGUAGAAAUCCAGAUGUUGAAGUGCAGAGUGGACAAUGUCAAUUCGCAGCUCCAGGUGCUCGGUGAUCAUCUGGGAAACACCAAUGCUGACAUCCAGAUGGUAAAAGGAGUUCUAAAGGAUGCCACUACAUUGAGUUUGCAGACACAGAUGUUAAGGAGUUCCCUGGAGGGAACCAAUGCUGAGAUCCAGAGGCUCAAGGAAGACCUUGAAAAGGCAGAUGCUUUAACUUUCCAGACGCUGAAUUUCUUAAAAAGCAGUUUAGAAAACACCAGCAUUGAGCUCCACGUGCUAAGCAGAGGCUUAGAAAAUGCAAACUCUGAAAUUCAGAUGUUGAAUGCCAGUUUGGAAACGGCAAAUACCCAGGCUCAGUUAGCCAAUAGCAGUUUAAAGAACGCUAAUGCUGAGAUCUAUGUUUUGAGAGGCCAUCUAGAUAGUGUCAAUGACUUGAGGACCCAGAACCAGGUUUUAAGAAAUAGUUUGGAAGGAGCCAAUGCUGAGAUCCAGGGACUAAAGGAAAAUUUGCAGAACACAAAUGCUUUAAACUCCCAGACCCAGGCCUUUAUAAAAAGCAGUUUUGACAACACUAGUGCUGAGAUCCAGUUCUUAAGAGGUCAUUUGGAAAGAGCUGGUGAUGAAAUUCACGUGUUAAAAAGGGAUUUGAAAAUGGUCACAGCCCAGACCCAAAAAGCAAAUGGCCGUCUGGACCAGACAGAUACUCAGAUUCAGGUAUUCAAGUCAGAGAUGGAAAAUGUGAAUACCUUAAAUGCCCAGAUUCAGGUCUUAAAUGGUCAUAUGAAAAAUGCCAGCAGAGAGAUACAGACCCUAAAACAAGGAAUGAAGAAUGCUUCAGCCUUAACUUCCCAGACCCAGAUGUUAGACAGCAAUCUGCAGAAGGCCAGUGCCGAGAUCCAGAGGUUAAGAGGGGAUCUAGAGAACACCAAAGCUCUAACCAUGGAAAUCCAGCAGGAGCAGAGUCGCCUGAAGACCCUCCAUGUGGUCAUUACUUCACAGGAACAGCUACAAAGAACCCAAAGUCAGCUUCUCCAGAUGGUCCUGCAAGGCUGGAAGUUCAAUGGUGGAAGCUUAUAUUAUUUUUCUAGUGUCAAGAAGUCUUGGCAUGAGGCUGAGCAGUUCUGCGUGUCCCAGGGAGCCCAUCUGGCAUCUGUGGCCUCCAAGGAGGAGCAGGCAUUUCUGGUAGAGUUCACAAGUAAAGUGUACUACUGGAUCGGUCUCACUGACAGGGGCACAGAGGGCUCCUGGCGCUGGACAGAUGGGACACCAUUCAACGCCGCCCAGAACAAAGCGCCUGGUUCCAAGGGAUCCUGCCCACUCAGAAAGUAUAUUAUUGUGAAUUCUGGGAUGGGAGCUUGCAGCUUCAUAGACACCCCUCCCUGUCCCUGGAUCCUCAGUAACUAAGAGCAACCUGAGCACAGACACCCUCAGGGUACUCCUUCUCCCAGCCCUGUCCUCAUCCUAGGGCCACUAGGGGAUGAAGGACCCAUCUCAAGUCAGCUCCCUAGACUCAUCCCAUGUCAGCUCCCUAGGAGCCACAGCACCAGGAAGGGAUGCUGCCUUCAUCUAACAGUAUAAAGCCCUGUUGUCUUCGGGUUUUGGGAAAAGAAUCAGUCUGACAACUGGCGGCACAAGAAUGGGCAGACUGAAGACUGUGUCCAAAUUCAGCAGAAGUGGAAUGACAUGACCUGUGACACCCCCUAUCAGUGGGUGUGCAAGAAGCCCAUGGGCCAGGGUGUGGCCUGAGGGCAGGCCAGAGCUGAGGGGCUGCUCCUGCUUGCCAAUACUGACCCUCCUCCUCGAUGCCUUCGGAGCCUCUGAGCUCUGCUUGUUCUCUGGGACCUUCCGUUGGCCUUGUGGACUUCCUGCCUUGUUCUUUGAUUCAGCCCUUUCAAACAUGCUUACCUCGAGUGACCCAGUGACAUCAGUGGCUUCUCAAGGGAAGAGCCUUGCUGUGCCCCUGUAGCCUCAGCACCCAGCACAGGCCUGUCAGACAGCAGGUCCUCAAUAAAUACUCGCUGGAUCAACAAAA